AUGCCAGGUCUGGACACGGUAUCUGACAGGAGUCACAAAAGGAGCCAGAAGAGGAUCCCCUCCUCUGAGUUUGUGAAAGGCAGCCAGGCAGGGAGGGAGGCAGGGAGGGAGGCAGGGAGGGAGGCAGAGAGGCAUGCCAGGACAGUGGGCUGUGGGCCACCCAGACAGUGGCCUGCUGUCCCUUGUUCGUCCUGGAGGGACAAAGCCAGCAUAGGGAUAGAGGGAUGGGGUGGGAGGGCACAGCUGUCACUCAGCUUCUUUUUCCGGAAGUUCUGGCAGGAGUUCUCUGAGACACAGAGAGAAAGAGAGGGAGAGAGAGAGGCAUUUUUUUCAUAUGUUCUUAUUACCUGAAAAACAGAUGUUACCGGUUCUACUGACCCCACUGAGGGUGCAGAGCUUUAGGUUCACUGUGAGCAGAGGGGACACAUUUUCAUGACAAUGGCUGCCUGGAGUGUCACACCGGCCCGACACACCGGCCCGAUCUGAAGCCCUUGUCUCACGGUCAUGUCCAGACAUAAGGCUCUGGCCAUGUCCACCUGUGGGAUGGAAUGUGAAAUUAGUGUAAUUCAUUAUACACAGACAACUCCGAUUGUAAUGAUAUCACCUUGUCAUUUGUAAAGGGUAUGUUUGUGUGCUUGUAUCAUUGUAGCAGGUGCUGAUGAGUUUUUGAGGCCCGCCUGCCACCCAACACACAAAAUACAUGGAUGAUGAUGACAUUGCCUUUGUCAUAGUUGUCAUAGAGUUAUCCAGAUAUCACACAGCUUUGAGGUCCCCUCCACUGGCUGCACUGUGCAUCUAUGUAUAACAUGAUGUAUGUAUAACGUCACAGCGAUGUCAUGGUGUCACUUGAACAUACAGUAUCACUAUCGGGUCUGGGAAAUGGAGACAUGGAUAGGGAAGACUUUUCCUCCGCUCUUUUUUCAAUUGACUUCCAUCCACUCCCCGGUCGGUAAUCCAACUCUGUUUUUUAACAGGUUUCAGGUCAGGUGGUGAAUGCUAUAUGUCCUUAAAUCUCAUCUGUCUUAUUUUAUCAACCUGUUGAUUUAGGUUAUUCUGAGGUUUAAACUCAAACGACCUCCAAGACCUUAUUUCACCCUGAUAAAUGAGUGACAAUUAAGAAAUAACAGCAGCUGAUCAAUUAAAUUAAAUCAAUUAAAUGUAAUUAGCGCUCAUAUUAAUUAAUUCAUAGUCUGUUUCUAAUUCUGACUGGUCAAUUGACUCCUUUGUUUUCAGUAUUAUUUUAUUUACAUAGUAUAGGAAUCUACAGUAUUUCACCAGACAAACUACACCAUGUUAGAAACAGAAGGUAUUUCACUGCAAUCCUCAAGACAAAAUGGCAUUAUUACCCCCAUCGUGUCUUGAUGGGUAACAGUGUCAGAGCUGAAACCACAAGCUGUCAGAUAGACUUGCCAGUCUGGAUGCCAGAACAACAGAGUCGUUUUGUCGCCGACCACGUUCAUUUGAUAAUCCUAUCUGAUACAUGGUACAGGCUCACUAAGCUCAAUAUGAGCUCCAUGUAAACUGGGCAGCCUGCCUAGGAACACUUGCUGCUGUUCUGAACAAAAACACUCCUUCAGAUUCUGUGGGUUUGAGGAGAUAUGAGGAGAAAAGUAUACAGGUUUUAUAAAUCAGGUACAAGUUUCUUCCUAGAUAAGUGAUUAUUAUACUUAAUGUGAUGGACUGAAGGUGUGACUGUAAAUGUAUCAUUUGGUUUAUGUGCACUGUUCGUUAUAAGUACUGUGACGGACGAAAGUCAACAGUCACUGCACUUCCAUUUUACAUUUCAAAGAUGCUCAAGAGGUGUUUGAUAUUUCCACUCAGGCUAAGCGAAAAUACACUUAAUCAAACACUCAAAUCUUCUUUUGAAGUUAGCUGGCUCAUCUUGUAUAUCAAUUGGCCACUUAUGCACACUCAUCAAGCGUGGUGGAAUUAGGGGCAGGCAGAGACAAACAUGAUGAAUGCUUCCUGUAUUUUUAGCCGGAGCUGUCAGAAACAUGAGCAUGGUCAAGGUUAGCCGCCGUUAGGUGCUAGGGGCUCCUGUGUCAAACUGGGACUCCGUGGCUCCUACUGUAGCUUGGUGGUGGGCUGGGGUGUGAGGGGGGUGGGUUCUGGUGUGUGUGUGUGUAUGAUUUACGUGAACAACAGAGUGAAACGAUCUAAUUUAACCAAUGCCCCGAAAAAUCCACUAGUUGGUAUCAGUUCAAUUCAAUCUACCGUCAUUGACACCCAUGCUUGGCGGAGUGUGGUUUGGCCCUGUUGUGUCUCUGUACUGGCCCGGCGCGCCAUGUUGAUAUGUGGGUUUGAGGAAGUGGCCCCAUCUCCUCCCUCCAGUGUUUUCAUUCUCCCCAGUCACAUAGCAGAAAGCCCACAGCUCCUUUCUCCCUCAGCCAGGCAAAACCAACCCCAAUGCAGGCUCAUUGCAUGAAUGAACCAGAUACUCCAUGCUGUUGUCCUCCAUAAAGCCUAGUGAGAGUUUAUUUCCUUAGUUAGCCUCCUCUAACAGGUUCUCUGUCACCCCUCAGAGGAUUGGCUCUUCUUCCUUUCUUUAGUGGUCUGUUAUGUAGGGGUUAAUAUCCAAAGGGUAUUUUCUCCGCAUUGAGCUACCAAAUCCUCAACACUGUAGCUGCAACCACCAUGCUACAAGAGUGAGAUAAAUAAUUGUAAUAAUAAUAAUAAUAACACGUAAUAAUAAUAAUAAUAAUGAUAAUAAUAAUACAUUGAAUUUAAAGCACCUUUCAAAACACUGAAGGACACAACAGGGUUAAUAAUAUCAAGGGGUUUUACUUCUUGACAUUGACCUAACCAAAUCCACCACCAUAGAUUUGUAACCAUCAUGCUACUAGGCUAGCAGUAGCACUCCUCUGCUAGAGGGAGAUCAAUGGUUAAUAUCACAGGGGCUUUUCCCAGUCUACCUACCAAAUCCUCAACUCUGGCGCUACAACCAUAGAAAUAUAAUGAUAUUCUUAUGACCACAACCACCAUGAUGCUACACUAAAGGAAGUAAAGGGUUAAUAUAAAAGGGUAUUUUCUUGACAUUGACCUACUUCCUCCAUGGCUGAUCAGAGUUAGACUCAGGGGUCAGGUUAAUAACAGGUUAAUAAGGCCUUUCUGCCAGUGUGACCAGCGGUGCAAAACCAACCACCACCUCUCUAACCUCCCCGGACCUCUGAACCCACUGAGCUCUGGCCAAUCAGACACAAGGUCAAGGGUCCUCCUAGGGCCUGUCAGAGAGGGGAUAAGCCAAGGCGUUUGGACGUCUGGCUGCAGUUAUAAAAAAAAAGCUUGGGAUUAAGAUUUAAGCAUUAAGAAAGUCACCGGCUAAGUAAGUAACUCCGUCUGUCCAGAGCGGCCAAUGUCAAGCGGCGAGUUGACAACUUUCUUUUGAAGGAUAAAGGAGUCAUGAGAUAGUAUGGAUUAAGAGCAGAGGAGGCGGCGUAUAGUCAACGGUGAUCAGUGCCAGGUGACUCCGAGCUUCAGACCUGGGUUCAAAUACUGUUUGAUAUCUUCUUUAAUACCUUAAGGGGGGGGGGGUUGUACUUUUGGGACUAUUCUAUUGGUCCCAUUGCGUCAGGCAAGCUUAAUCGAGACCAGGCAACAUAUUUGAAAUUAUGAAAUGAUUUCGAAUAGUAUUUGAACCCAGGUCUGGUUCAUAUGUGUGUUUUAUGGCAACUGUUCUCUUCAUGGGGCCUAAUGAGGUAGAUACACUUCAAGCUGUGAAAAUGACCUAGAUAUGAAGUCUUAAUCGCUUUAAGUCUGAAGUGUCUGAGGUUUUACAGAGGGUCCUGUCCAGGUGCAAAUCUCAAAUCUCAAUGAGAGGUUUCCGUGUGCAUGGGUCACAGACUCGAACAUUGUCUUAAUGAAUUAGUUAAUCUUUCUGUUUAUCACAGGCACAAAUGUGAGUUACUUUCACAAUACCAAGGUUUAACACGAAGGAGUAAAAGGGCUAUUUUAAGCCUGUAGACAUGAAGUAGACAUGAAGUGACCCUUGUCCUCAGAGGAGCUGCUGGCGCUUAAAGGGAUACGGCUGGUGCUUAAAGGGAUACGGCUGGUGCUUAAUUAACAACCUCUUAAGGAUCGGACCCUUUUUUUCAAUUUUCACCUAAAAUGACAUACCCAAAUCUAUCUGCCUAUAGCUCAGGACCUGAAGCAAGGAUAUGCAUAUUCUUGAUAUCAUUUGAAAGGAAACACUUUGAAGUUUGUGGAAAUGUGAAAUUAAUGUAGGAGAAUAUAACACAUUAGAUCUGGUAAAAUAUAAUACAAACAACAAAACAUGCGUUUUCUAUUUUUUGGGAGGGGAAUCAUCUUUGAAAUGCAAGAGGGGCGGCAGGUAGCUUAGUGGUUAAGAGCGUUGUGCCAGUAACCGAAAGGUCGCUGGUUCUAAUCCCCGAGCCGACUAGGUGAAAAAUCUGUCGAUGUGCCCUUGAGCAAGGCACUUAACCCUAAUUGCACCUGUAAGUCGCUCUGGAUAAGAGUGUCUGCUAAAUGACUAAAAUGUAAAAUGUAAGAGAAAGGCCAGACAUUGACGUAGGAACCUAGGUGUAAUUUAGAGUUUGUCCACAAGAUGGCAGCAUUGUGUGUGCAAAGUUUCAGACUGAUCCAGUGAAGGAUUACAUCACUACACAACAUUUUGUAUCAAGUCUGCCAGGAGUUUUCCCAAAUGUUCCGAAUUGGUCAGUCUAUACAUUUUCAAGUACAUAACUAUAUAUAACAUGCAAAAAUGCUAUGGUAAUAAAUUGUUUUAGUUUACACACUCCCAGGAAUGUCAUACAUGAUGGAUCAUUAGCUUACCUACAGAAAAUACACUAAACUUCACACAUCUAGAUGGCCAGGGGGGGUGUGGAGCCAGAGACAGCAGGGGGUCAAACUGUAGAACCCAGUUCCUACAUUUGAAAAAUGGAUUUUAUCAAACAAAACUAUGCUACAUUUUAUCUCUGGGACCCUCAGGAUGACAAUUCAGAGCAAGAUUACUGAAUGUAAGUACAUUAUUUACCUUCAGAGGUGAAUUUAUCAAACCCGUUGCCGUGACAAAAGUGUUUUGUUGUUGUGCACUAUCCUCAAACAAUAGCAUGGUAUCUUUUAGCUGUAAUAGCUACUGUAAAUUGGACACAGCAGUUAGAUUAACAAGGAUUUAAGCUUUCUGCCCAUAUAAGACAUGUCUAUGUCCCGGAAAGUUGGCUGUUUACAACGCCAUUCUAGUCACAUAUCGCAUAUUGAGCAGCAACCGUCCCGGUAUAGGGACGCCGAUCCUGUAGAGGUUUUUAAAGGGAUACGGCUGGUGCUUAAAGGGAUACGGCUGUGGCUGCCAUGUCAGUGAGUCACCAAGAGUAAUGGAGCCUCUCUCUGCACCUCACCUUUAACCCCUCUGCUAAUACUGUCUGGUCUGGGUCAGAGGUGACAGAGAGUGAGAGAGAGACAGAGAGAGAGAGAGAGAGCGAGAGAGCGAGAGAGCGAGAGAGAGAGAGAGCGAGAGAGAGAGAGAGAGAGAGAGAGAGAGCGAGAGAGAGAGAGGGACAGACAGACAGAGAGCAAGAGAGACAGACAGAGCGCAACAGACAGAGAUAGAGAGAAAAAAAGUGUCGUCACUCUUUUUAAUGAUGAGCCCAUUUCCCCAAAUCAGGACGCGUCACAGCUUGUUAGUGCUACAGGGAUUCCCUUGAGCAGCCCGCCACUUACAGUAGCUAUCUAUGUCACUGUCAGCAUGUGACCCAUUAAAAACUGGUCUCCCCCUCUCUGUCCUGUCUGGCCCAUUCCCUGUGUCUGGCCCACUGAGCCUGGUAAGGAGGUAAGAGUCUGGCCAGGGGCAGGCAACCCUGCCAAAGGAGCCAGGGACCUAUCUGGGUGAGGACCCUAGCCUGGCACUGACUGAGAGUGGAGAGUAUGGGGCAGAGAGAGAGAGGGGGAGAGAGAGAGAGAGAGAGAGAGAGAGAGAGAGAGAGAGAGAGAGAGAGAGAGAGAGAGAGAGAGAGAGAGAGAGAGAGAGAGAGAGAGAGAGAGAGAGAGAGAGAGAGAGAGGCAACAAGGGAGUGAGAGCGGAAAUUAGAAACAAGGCAUCAUUCGAGAGGCCUGUGAUGGGGGAUUUGGGGGUAAGCCCUGACAUUAAGUUAUCAAGUUACCCUUCCCAAUUUAAAAUGUCUGUGUCUUUUGUCAUAGGGCUCAAUGAGUUUACAAAAAUGGAUGUCAAAUUAGCCACCCAAUUGGUUUUUCAAAAUUUACCACAAUGGAUAGUUUCCCCCAUUGCUGUAUGACCAGUUUCCAACUGGGAUUUCCUGUGAAUUGAAAAUGGGAUUGUUUUUGUCUUCCAGGUGGAAACAAGCUGAAGCCGCAGCCAUUCCGGCUCAACUGGUCGUGGAUCAGCCUGGAGAAGGAGUACUAUCUGGUGGAUGAGGACGCCAAGUUCCUGGAGGUGACGCUGAGACGCAGGGGAUACCUGGGAGAGACAUCCUUCGUCAGUGAGUAUUGGAAGUCUUACACAGUAUUUACCACAUAUCUACAGCAGUCUUUACCUAAACAUAGAAAUACAAUGACUAAAAUGGGACCUAUAUCAGUAUUUAACUCUAAGCAUUGAUAUAGAAUGACUAGAAUGGAUCCUUUAGCCAGCCGUAUUUACCUCUAAACAUAGAUUUAUAAUGACUAGAAUGGACCCUAUAGCAUUAUUUACCUCUUGACCUAGAAAUACAAUGACUAGAAUGGGAGAUGUGAAGUGUUCCAAAAAAAAUGUUUUAACAUGAUUUCACAUGUUUUUCUGUAAGGGAGCAUGGAUAUAGAAUGACUAGGAUCGGGCCCUAUUAACAGUAUUUACCUCUAAACAUAGAAAUAGAAUGAAUACAAUUGGUACAAAGCUCCUCAUACCGAAGUCAUUUUACAGUAUACUCAUGGGUACACUCAAUAUGGCUGACAUGGAGGUUCUAUGUCUAUUGUAAGAAAGUAUUGAACAGCAUUUAUAACAGAUCUAUAGUAUUUUGAUUAGAUUUUUGAUUUAUUAGGAUCCCCAUUAGCCGACGCCAAUGGCAUACACUCUUAGAAAAAAAGGUGCUAUCUAGAACCAUAAAGGGUUCUUCGGCUGUCCCCACAGGAGAACCCUUUGAAGAACCCUUUUGGUUCCAGGUAGAACCCUUUUGGGUUCCAUGUAGAACCUCAGGGUUCUACAUGGAACCCAAAAGGGUUCUCCUAUGGGGAUAGCUGAAGAACCCUUUUGGAACCCUUUUUCUAAGAGUGUACCAUGGUAGAUCCUGUUGGAACUGGCUUGCACUUCGUUGGUUCAUCCCUCAAGUGAUAGAUCUGAGUUAGGACAUUUCUCUCACUGUUUCUUGCUAUUUUUUCUCUGCUUGUCAUUCAGAUAAAGGUCGUUUUAAAUUGCCACCAUUUUAUCCCUAUUGGGGUGUAAAUAUUUCAUAUCACAUUUCAAUCACCCACCACCAUCAACUCUGACUAGGGGUACUUAGAGACUAUUCAGAAAGCAGGACCUAUUAAACUGUCAUUGUGUAAAAGACUGACUGGCCCUUUAACGGUCUUCAUGGAGAGUGUUUAUCUGUUAUUACCCUGCCAUUAGAAGAAACCUAGCAAUUAAGAAUAAAACAGACCCCCUGGUUAUCAAUCUGUCCUGUGAGUGUGUGUGUUCCUGUUUGACUGAUGAUCCAUUUCCUGUCUCGCUGGUGAAAAACCUAGUUUGAUUGAUGGCUCAGAUAGCCCUUCCUCAUAGAGGUCACCAGGUAAUGUCAACAUGUUUGUCUGUUUGGCUACGUCCAACACACAGGAUUUAAUUGGGUACACGCCUAUAUUUACAGUUGUCUUUGAUGACGCAGUAGUGGGCAAAUAUGAACAAAGACAGACAUGUCAAUGACUUGACAAUGAGAGCUAACCAGGCAACUACAGUCUCUAAAUCACAGUCAACCUGCAGUCAACUCACAUCCUCUGAGGCCCUACACACUACACAGUGCUACGUGCCGUUAUUAUAAAGCUAUUCAGUUCAAUUAGAUUCAAUUCAACUCAAUUCAGUUCAGCUCAGCUUACCUCAGCUAAAUUUCAAUUAAAUUAAAUUAGGUUCAAUUUAGUUCAGUUCAAUAUGGUUCUGUUCAGUUCAAUUCAACACUCACCUGGUAUCCUGUGAUCUCUCAUCCCAGGCAUCACCACCAAGGAUGGCACUGCGGAGAAGGACAAGGAUUUCCGGGGCAAGUCCCAGAAGCAGGUCCAGUUCAACCCGGGCCAGACAGUGGCCACCUGGAGGGUGAAGAUCUUCACGGACCAGGAGUUUGAGACCAGCGAGACCUUUGAGAUCCAGCUAUCAGAGCCUGUCAUGGCCGUGCUGGAGUACCCCGAUACAGCUACUGUGGAGAUAGUGGACCCUGGUGAUGGUAAGAAUGAACGGCCUUAUCUGCGGAUUAUCUGUUUGAUUUGCCUUCCGACAUGAAAUCCUUUAUGAAUAGUAGACAGGCCUAAGUCAAUUGGAAAGGCUACAUUAAUUGACAUAGAUUGACACAUAAAAAAAAAAAUGGUAUCCUUCAUUUAAGAUUCCGAAUCAGAUCAUGUUUAUUGUUCCAUUGCUGGGCAAUUUGAUGGCAGCAGCAAAUAUGCAUGCAUCAAACAAGUACAGACUCACCUGGGCUUGUAAACUCUUCUUCUCUUGUUCUCUAUGGCCUAUCCUCUGUUUCUCCCAUAGAGAUCCUGUUAAAUUACUUUUCCUGAUUCUAUGGUUUCUCCCUCUUUCCUCUCCAGAGUCCACAGUGUUCAUCCCCCAGGCAGAGUAUAAGAUAGAGGAGGAUAUUGGGGAACUGCUGGUGCCUGUUCGCCGCUCUGGAGACCUCAGCCAGGAACUCAUGGUCGUCUGCUACACCCAGCAAGGUGAAGACAUUCAAAUACAUCAUUGAAAUACAUGGGUUUUUACAAAGAUUAAAAGCAUUAAUAAAAUACACAUAGAUAUAGAUAUAUUGUAACAUAAAACAACUCUCCUUCCCCCACAACUGCCUGUCGUUCUUCUAUUGACCCUUAACCAUUGACCCCUGAACUCCUUUUCCCAACAGCCAGUGCGACGGGCACAAUCCCCAGCACGGUCCUCUCCUACAGCGACUACAUCACGCGUCCCGAGGACCACACCAGCGUGCUGCGCUUCGACAAGGACCAGAGGGAGAAGCUCUGCCGCAUCAUCAUCAUCGACGACUCGCUCUACGAGGAGGAAGAGAGCUUCAACGUGACCCUCAGCAUGCCCAUGGGGGGCCAGGUGGGAGGCACCUUCCCCAGCGCCAAGGUCACCAUCCUGGCCGACAGCGACGACGGUGAGUGGGGUUGUUGGGCGUAUGGUGGGUGGUGGGUGGAGGCAGCUAUAGUUACCUGUUGUCAUGAAACCCUACUUGAAAUUUGAAACCCUAGUUCAAAUAGUUCAACACACAGGUUCAAGUAAACUUGAAUGCUACUCGUCAAUGGCAACAGACUCAAUGCUUCCUGACCCUUUACUAUAUUGACUAUAAAGGAAACUCUACCAGUAUCAUAAUUACUUCUUAUUCGACCCCCGAUCUCUUGGGUUCAGUGAAUGCAGGUACAGUCUUAAAAAAAGUGUGAUCUAAAACCUAAAAGGGUUCUUCGGCUGUCCCCAUAGGAUAACCCUUUAAAAAAACAUUGAGUAUAGAAAAGAUAGACAUAUUAAGUGUUUCAAAGCGGUUCCUUUUUCUUGGGACUUCCUAUUGGCCACUCCUAAUGAUAUGACUUCCUGAGACUUCCUAUGGGCCACUCCUAAUGAUAUGACUUCCUGGGACUUCCUAUGGGCCACUCCUAAUGAUAUGACUUCCUGGGACUUCCUAUUGGCCACUCCUAAUGAUAUGACUUCCUGAGACUUCCUAUGGGCCAAUAAUAAUAAUACGACUUCCUGGGACUUCCUAUUGGCCACUCCUAAUGAUAAGACUUCCUGGGACUUCCUAUGGGCCACUCCUAAUGAUAUGACUUCCUGGGACUUCCUAUUGGCCACUCCUAAUGAUAUGACUUCCUGAGACUUCCUAUGGGCCAAUAAUAAUAAUACGACUUCCUGGGACUUCCUAUUGGCCACUCCUAAUAAUAAGACUUCCUGGGACUUCCUAUGGGCCACUCCUAAUGAUACGACUCCCUCUUUGUUUGUUAUGGGGGCUUAACUGUUGCCUUAGACACUUUGAUGUGCCCAGUUACAAGUGUACAGGUGUGUGUGUUUGUGUGUGUCUUUGUCUCUGGCUUUUUGUCUGUUAGUCUCUGUCUGUGCUGUGUGUUGUGUGUCAGUGUGCACCUGUGAUGCCUUAGCAACCCAAACCCUUUCAUCCACAUUGAUUUAUUAUCAUUUGAUCUCCCAGCAGUUGUCCAAUAUCAAACACACUUGCUGAAAACAGUCGUGCAAAUAGAUACAACACUAUUCCACUGAUAACAGGUUAAUUACUUUUCACUGAUGAUAGACACGUAUCAAAAGCAUUACUUUGCUUCUCUCUUUGUUCUCCUGUUAGUGGGGUAGAAUAAAGGAAUAAUUGAUGCAGCCAUGCCAAAAGCACUAAGGUAAAGAGGAAAGACAGGAGACUGAAAGAGAGAAAGAGAGAAAGAUAGAAAGAUAGAGGGCUGGUGCCAAACAGUAGAUGAAAGAAGAGGGGAAAGGCAGGAAAGAUGUGGUUAGAUGUUGGUUUAUCAACAGAAAAAAGACGUUGAUAAUCGAAUGAAAACAACAGAAACACUCCCUGCUACAACAAUGGCUAAUACUGUCCUAAGUUAUCGGUAGAGCCACGCGCCGACCAACUGAGCCACAUAGGACCUACAGUAGGGCUUGUGAGAGUAUGUACUGUAGGACUGUACCCAGCCUAGUGAAGACUCUUUGGGGAGAGUGCCACCAUCAACACCAUAACUCAGGGUGCCAGGUGCUGGGAUCCUCCAGCCACCAUCAACACCAUAACUCAGAGUGCCAGGUGCUGGGGAUCAUCCAGCCACCAUCAACACCAUAACUCAAGGUGCCAGGUGCUGGGAUCCUCCAGCCACCAUCAACACCAUAACUCAAGGUGCCAGGUGCUGGGAUCCUCCAGCCACCAUCAACACCAUAACUCAGGGUGCCAGGUGCUGGGAUCCUCCAGCCACCAUCAACACCAUAACUCAGGGUGCCAGGUGCUGGGAUCCUCCAGCCACCAUCAACACCAUAACUCAGAGUGCCAGGUGCUGGGGAUCCUCCAGCCCGGGUGAUGCCCCUCUUUACUGUGCCCACUGGUCUCUAUGUGUAAUCUAUUCCAAUACAAGUCCACUCAUGGAUGGCGCCAUUCCCCAAAGCCUCACACACACAGACAGGCAGGCAGUGGCACACAAACACACUCAACAGAAGACAAAAGCACCCCUCCCCACAUGUUUGUCUUGACUUCCCUCUCUUUGCCCUGUCCUUCCCCUCCCCCCUCCCCUCGCUCUACCCCUCACUACACACUCCAUCUGUUCUACAACCCCAUACUUCUAGUAACACGAUAACCGCUAACAGGUGGUAGAACUGGGAAAAGAUAAAAUAGAAUAGAAUAGCAACUCCAGUCUAAACUACACUGGACUGGACAACCCUCUGUCACGACACAUAAAAGAGCUCUCUGAACGUGUUUUGUUCUGAGUCACUCCUCCAACUCCCCGUUCAGUGGAGCUGGGGGAAAACGGAGGGCUUCCCUUUGUGUUGCAGGGGCCAAGAGGCAGGUGGGGAAACAGGGACUUGUGGGAGAGGAAUGUCAAAUGACAGGCAUGUUUUUCCUCUGGCUCCUGUUUGAUGGCAUUCAGCCUCCAUUUUUGUUUUAUUUGUGUAGCUGUUAUCUGAGAUGGGGUUGAUGGUUUGUUUACAACUUUAAAAAAAAAAGUGCAACAUAUUAGGAUAUCAUAUUGACUUAAAUGUUACCUCUUUUCCUUUGCAUGUACGUCAAAUAUCACCCGUAGGCUUUAGAUGAGAAAAAGGAGAUGUGUUUGUUUCAUGGACACAGGUAAACCAAGAAGCACAUUCAAUGGAGAUUUUCCACUGAUAAUGAUUGUUAAUCCAGGACCAGUCUUAAAGGUCCAAUACAGCCGUUUUUAUCUCAAUAUCAAAUCAUUACUGGGUAAUAAUUAAUUACCUUACUGUGAUUGUUUUAAAUUAAAAUGGAAAAGAAAUACACAAAAAUAGCUUCUUAGCGAAGGGUAAUUUCUCAAGCAAGAACUUUGCUAGGACUGUCUGGGAGUGGUCUGAGUGGGAGGGGAAAACUGAAAAUUAGCAGUUAUUGGCAGAGAGGUUUGGAAAUCUCUUUCUUAUUGGUCUAUUAACUCAUUUACAGCAUGGUGAUGUCACCAUGGAAGGCCAAAACUCCAUCCCACCAAAACAGGCUGAAAUUUCAGGCGGUCUUUUCAAACUAAAACUCUUAGCUCUUUCACAGUAUUAUUCCAACCACAUAGUGUGGAAAUCUAAAACACAGGAAAUCACGUUUUUGAGUGCCCUGGGCCUUUAAGCUGUGUCUGGGAAACUGCCCCUUAUUGUUCAAGUGAUUUACUUUCUGAAUCUGAGGCCACUCCAGUCCUCCCUAUCCACUCUAUCUGACUGAAUGAGUCAUCUAUCUCUCUUUAGUUGUCUCUCUGAGACGUUCCUCUACUUCUCCUCUCGCACUUCUCUCCUCCUCCUCCUCCUCCUCCUCCUCCUCCUCCUCCUCCUCCUCCUCCUCUCCUUCCUCUCUCCCACCCUUCAGAGCUCAUUCAUUUCACUAACUCAUUUGUUCUAAUGACAGACACACUCACAGUACAGGCUACACUCCCCACUCCCUCCCCUGUAAUUUGGAGUACAAUGGAAACGUUAUGUAUAAGUAAUCAGCGUGCAUUCCCAGACAUGAUCUCCAGGCGACAAGAGGAGAAGUCUUCUCAAUGUAAAGAUUCAUUCCUCCAUUGUGGCACAAACUUCUUGGUGGGUCCUGGAAUCCAAAGUGACACCAAAGCGUGGGUUCAAUCUUUGUGUGUGUGUGUGUGUGGGUAUGGUGUGUGUGUGUGUGUGUGUGUGUGUGUGUGUGUGUGUGUGUGUGUGUGUGGGUAUGGUGUGUGGGUAUGGUGUGUGUGUGUGUGUGUGUGUGUGGUGUGUGUGUGUGUGUGUGUGUGUGUGUGUGUGUGUGUGUGUGUGUGGGGGGGUGUGUGUGUGUGUGUGUGUGUGUGUAAACCCAUCUUCGUGGCUGAGUAAACCUGUGGUUGGGACCCCAGCCAGCAUUAGGCUUCAUUGUUAUUAGUCUGGUUCUUCCUUCUCAGUGAUCCUUUAGGGAUUGCCAUGCCUCCUUCCCCCUAACCACCCACCAGCCACCCCUGGUACUAAACAGUAUCUCUGGUGAUUGAGAGGCAUUGAGAGUAAGCCAAGUUUCACUAGGUCAGCGGUGGUUGUCUGACUGUGGCAGUGCAAGCCCUGGUCUAGGAAGACCUCUAGACCACAUCUUAAAAUCCUUUUCACCUAACAGUCAGUUAAAUAUGUACAUACUUCCUAUUCUCCAUGUCUUACUUUUACUAUUUUAUCUAGCUAUACAGUGCAUUCGGAAAGUAUUCAGACCCCUUGACUUUUUCCACAUUUUGUUACUUUACAGCCUUAUUCUAAAAUUGUUUAAAUUGGGUUUUUUCCCCUCAUCAAUCUACACACAAUACCCCAUAAUGACAAAGCAAAAACAGGUUUUUAGAAAGAAGGUAGAGAGCUGUGUAUUCCAAAGAUCUGCAUUCCUUCCCUCUAGACUGCUACUCAGAGAGAGAGGGAGAGAGAUCAUCCUGUCUGUGCUGCCUCCCCCGUCUCCUCCCUCUUAUCAGUGCUACUGUCAUCAGACAAGGAGGACAUCCCCUCCCUCUUCUCCCCCCAACCCCACUCAUCCCCCUUUCCCUUAUCCUCCAUUUGUACCUGGCUUUUCAGGUGUGCACUGUAGACCUCUGGCACUGAGUUCAGACGACACUGUCUGGCCUGGAUGAGUGGAGGAUGAGGAAGGGAUGAGGGGGUGACAGCUCUCUUCCUGGGGUAGAGUGGAAAGAGAGGAAAAGAGAGGGGAUGACCCCACCAUGACCCCGUCAGCCGGACCAACUGUGUCUGACAAGCAGAGUUCAGACCAGAAGAGUGUAUUAUCCCAUCACAAUGGCUUCACUAAAAACAUCCCUAAUCAAACCACAUUGUUGUAACUUAAUGUGUUUGGUGCCCCUGUUCAUAUCUGUCAUAGAGAUUAGUAAGAUAUAUCAAAUCAAAUCAAUUCAAAUUGUUUUUGUCACAUGCGCCGAAUACAACAGGUGUAGACCUUACCGUGAAAUGCUUACUUACAAGGCAAUGCGGUUUUAAGAAAAUAGAGUUAAGAAAAUAUUUACUAAAUAAACUAAAGUAAAAAAUAUAUAUGUAGUAACACUAUAAAAUAACAAUAAUGAGGCUAUAUACAGGGGGUAAAGAUUGUAUCACGACCUGUCUCCCUGACCGAGGAUGGAAGAUGCUAUAGCAUAGAUCUCCUCGCGCACUCAUCGAGUAGAGAGCGAUGAGAGCUUAGAAGUAGCGUCUCUAGAUUCAUAGACUCUAGGAGACGGCUGACUCCUGCGCGAGUCAUAAGGAUACGCAUUACGACUCUCGACUCUCUCUCGAGAUCUCUGCUCAGAUCUAUCGAUCGCUUAUCUCUCUCUCUCUCACUUUCCCUUCUCUCCCUCUCUCUCUCUCUGCUCUCUCCUCCGCUCUCCACCUCUGCUCUCCCUUCUUCCCCCCUCUCUCUCUCUCUCUCCCCUUCCUCUAACCACAGAGCCCUCUCUGUAUUUCGGAGAACUAGAGUACAUGGUGGAUGAGAGUUCAGGCUACGUGGAGGUCAGGGUCUGGAGGACUGGCACUGACCUCUCCAAGACCGCCACAGUGACCGUCCGCUCCAGGAAGAGUGACCCGGUCUCUGCUGAAGGUAAGAAGAAGAACGUGGAUUCCCUCACUCUCUGUUUUCACGUUGUUCCCAAUCUGUCUAAUUACACAGAAUUCCCAAUCCUUCUUAAUAUUUCUCAGACAUUCCAGUGUCUUCUCUUUCUCUGCUAUGGUACUAUUCCAAUGCCCUCACUGACUCUCUCCCUGUUCUAAUUCUAUUGCUGUUCCCCGUCUCCCCCUGCCAGCCGGCCUAGACUACGUGGGCAUCAGCCGUAACAUGGACUUUGCACCCGGGGUGACCAUGCAGACGUUCAGAGUGACCAUCCUGGAUGACCUGGGUCAGCCGGAGCUGGAGGGCCCAGAGACCUUUGACCUGGUGCUGAGGAUGCCCAUGAAUGCUGUGCUGGGAGAGCCCAGCAAGACCACCAUCACUAUUAAUGAUACUGUUACUGACUGUGAGUUAUACAGACACACACUCUCUUUCAGACACUUUUUCACUGUUUCACACUGUUUUACUGUUAACAUAACCACUGUUUUACUGUUAACAUAACUACUGUUUUAGCUUUAACAUAAUCACUGCUUUAGCGUUAACAAAACCACUGUUUUAUCUUUAACAUAACCACUGUUUUAGCGUUAACAUAACCAAUGUUUUAGUGUUAACAUAACCACUGUGUUAGCUUUAACAUAACCAUGUUUUAGCGUUAACAUAACCACUGUUUUAGCGUUAACAUAACCACUGUUUUAGCGUUAACAUAACCACUGUUUUAGCGUUAACAUAACCACUGUUUUAACUUUAACAUAACCACUGUUUUAGCGUUAACAUAACCACUGUUUUAGCGUUAACAUAACCACUGUUUUAACGUUAACAUAACCACUGUUUUAGCGUUAACAUAACCACUGUUUUAGCGUUAACAUAACCACUGUUUUAGCAUUAAUAUAACCACUGUUUUAACUUCAACAUAACCACUGUUUUAGCGUUAACAUAACCACUGUUUUAGCGUUAACAUAACCACUGUUUUAGCGUUAACAUAACCACUGUUUUAGCGUUAACAUAACCACUGUUUUAGCGUUAACAUAACCAUGUUUUAGCGUUAACAUAACCACUGUUUUAGCGUUAACAUAACCACUGUUUUAGCGUUAACAUAACCACUGUUUUAGUUUUAACAUAACCACUGUUUUAGCGUUAACAUAACCACUGUUUUAGCGUUAACAUAACCAAUGUUUUAACUUUAACAUAACCACUGUUUUAGCGUUAACAUAACCACUGUUUUAGCGUUAACAUAACCACUGUUUUAGCUUUUCUCUUUGUAUGAAUUCUUUGUGUUUUAUUACCCAUAUAAAAGCAGCUUUGAGAUGAUUGUAUAAGGCACAUUCUAGUAAUUGAACUAUGCUCCCUAUGCAGAAGCCAUGAAAAUAAUAUUGAGCUACUAGAAAACUACAGUACUGAUAUAUAGCAUUCUGUUCUCUUCAGAGCCUAAUUCAAAUCUACUUAUCAUUCCAGUGCCCAAGGUUCAGUUCAAGGAUGCUGCCUAUAAGGUGGAUGAGGCAGACAGGGAGAUGAAGGCUGUAGUGUAUCGUAGUGGAGACAUCAGUCACAGGUCUACGGUGCGGUGCUACACCCGCCAGGGCUCUGCCCAGGUCAUGAUGGAUUAUGAUGAGAGGCCCAACACGGACGGGUCACUCAUCACCUUCCUCCCAGGUAACCUCAGUCUCUCUCUCUCUCUCUCUCUCUCUCUCUCUCUCUCUCUCUCUCUCUCUCUCACUCUCUCGCAAUCCCCCUAUCCCUUCUCUUUCUCUCUCUCCCUUCCUCCCUCCCUCUCGCUCCCUGUUCUCCUCUCUCUCUCUCUCUCUCUCUCUCUCUCUCUCCCUCCUUCCCUAUCUCUACCCCUUCUCUCUCUCUAUUUAUCUAUAUCUCUCUCUCGAUGUCAUCCCUUCUUCCCAACAUCUACUGUAUCUCUUCAUCUUUCACACGUCUCUCUUGUCUUUCCCUCCUCCACCCCUUCAUAUCUUCAGCAUCCUCCCUUUCAUCUCUCACCCCCUUGUUAUAUGCCAACCCCCCAUAUCCUCAUAUUUCUCUGUGUUAACUCCGUGUUCCCCCUCUCUGUCUAUCCUAUAGGGGAGAGUGAGAAGGAGUGUGUGGUGAACCUGGUGGAUGAUAACCUGUAUGAGGAGGAUGAGGAGUUCCGUCUGGUGCUGGGAACACCUAAGAGCAAGUCACCCUUCGGCGCCUCCAUAGGGGAACAGAAAGAGGCGGUGGUCACCAUUACUGACGAGAAAGACAGUAAGCAUCACCCAAGGAACAUGGAGAUAUCUACCACAGCUAACAUUGGGCUACACCAAAAUUGGCUUAAUAAAGUGUUACAAAUAAAAGGACAGUUUGCUUGUUUUAUUAAUGCUUUUAUUCAGUCUCUCUGUCUCUAGACAGUUAUAGUUAGUAGUAUGUUAUGUUUUCUAUCUGGGGUCUAACCUGAUUCUCUCUCUCCUUAGAGCCUAUCAUCCGUUUCAGUGAGAUAAAGUACAGUGUACGGGAGCCCCAGGUCCAGGGGGAGACAUCCGUGGUGAAGAUCCCUAUCCUGAGGCUAGGAGACACCUCCAAGGUCUCCCUGGUCAGGGUCCACACCAAGGACGGGUCAGCCACCUCUGGAGAGGACUACAACCCCCUGUCGGAGGGUGAGUUAUAGCAUUAAGUUAUCAUAUAAGUCAUAGUUUAAUCAUAUAACACAGACAUAACUAACCGUAACCUCUGGAGAGGACUACAACCCCCUGUCGGAGGGUGAGUAGACAUACAGGAACUGUAGGCUAUGUUCCAAAAUCCACACUAGCAUCCCACUUAGAUUGUCCUAAACAUUGCUUCAUUCUAAGUGGGAUGCUAGUAGCCAUAUGAAGGAAGGGUAUGGGCAAUUCCACAGUAACAGAAUUAUGUUGAGACUUAGAUUUGACGCUUUCAAAUGGAUGUCAAACAAAAACCAAUGAUUGCAAUGUUUAAUAAACCAUACAACUCUAUGCACAAGGACCACUUUUACGAUGUCCACUGAACAAAAAAAAAAAAAAAAACAUUUACUUGAAGAAACAGCUCAUACCGUCAUUCUGUUACCAAACUUUGCAUCGGCACUGUUCUUCAAGUAAAUGUGUUUUUGUACAAUUUUCAGUGGAAAUUGUUAAAAGUAGUCUUGUCCAGAGAGUUGUAUGGUUUGUUUAACUUUGCAAUGAUUGGUUUUUGUUUGACAUACAUUUUAAAGUGAAAAAUCUGAGACUCAGCAUUAUUCUGUUUUCUGUUUCCGUGGAAUUGCCCCCAUACAGCCAUUGUUGUCAUAUUGUGUUUGGCAUUGUCGUGUAUAACCUAUUCACACCAAAAAUGACUUGAUACUUUUUUUUAUAGAGAUCCUUAUUAAGCUCUUGUUUAACCUUGUGUGUGUCACCCAAGAUGUGGAGUUCAAGGAGGGUGAGACAGAACACGUUGUGGAGGUGCAGAUCCUGUAUGACGGCCUGAGAGAGAUGAGAGAAGCCUUUGUCGUCCACAUGAAGCCUGAUGAGUACAUGGUCGCAGAGACACAGGUAAGACUGAGGGCAUGGUGUCACGCACACAGAUUUGAUGUAUUUAUUUGACCAGGUAAGUUGACUGAGAACACAUUGUCAUUUACAGCAAUGACCUGGGGAAUAGUUACAGGGGAGAUGAAUGUGCCAAUUGGAAGCAGGGGAUGAUUAGGUGGCCAUGAUGAUAUGAGGGCCAGAUUGGGAAUUUAGCCAGGACACCGGGGUUAACACCCCUACUCUUACGAUGAGUGCCAUGGGAUCUUUAGUGACCACUGACAGUCUGGACACCUUUUAACAUCCCAUCUGAUAGACAGCACCUUACACAGGGCAAUGUCCCCAGUCACUACCCUGGGGUAUUGGGAUAUUCUUUAUUUUAGAUCAGAGGAAAGACUGCCUCUUACUGGCCCUCCAACACCACUUCUAGCAGCAUCUGGUCUCCCAUCCAGGAACCGACCAGGACCAACCCUGUUUAGCUUCAGAGGCAAGCCAGCAGUGGGAUGCAGGGUGGUAUGCUGCUGACACCCACCGAGAUCACCCACCUAGACACACACAACACACACACACACACCACAUAAAUACCCUCAGCAGCCCCCAGGUCUCAGGGCAUGCACACACACUUGAACACACACUUUCCACCAUGUUAAAAUAGCCAGGCAGCAGCUGCCACUGUCAGCGGACCCAACACCCGAAUCACCAGCAAUUAUAAAAAGACCAUGCUAUGAGAAUGUCCCUCAAGUCAACCCACAGAGCAGUGUGACCUACAAACACAGCUAUGUGGCAUCCCAGACAUGUACUGUACCAUACCACUAACCUGACACAAAUAAUGCUAGAGGUGUAUGCUCACUUUACUUCACUUUCCUCCAUUGGUAUGGCAAAUAUGCUUUUCUAAGGAGGAGAAUUGCUGUUCUUCGAUAUGUAUGGAUAUUUUAUGCUGCCCAUAAACGGUUUAACAAAGUAAACUGAAUGUCUUACUUUUGUCAAGUAAUAUGCAGACAUCAACUCCACCUUCUCAAACGUCCAAGUUUACAAUGCAGAACACGAUACAGUGUACUAAACCUGUGGAAUGGUGUUUUGAAUCUCUCUCUCUCUCUCUCCCCAUCAUCAGAUGAGUAAGGCGAUUGUGUACAUCGAGGAGAUGGACAGCGUGGCAGACGUCACCUUCCCGGCUGUGCCUACAGUGGUGUCCCUGCUAAUGUACGAUGACACGGCCCGUGCCAGGGACAGCCCUCACCCCUCCACUGGCUACCCCAUCGUCUGUGUGACGGUGAGUGGUGGCCACCGGGCCCAGACACACACAUUCAGAAUGCAACCACCUAGACACACACACACACCUUAUAACCAGGUGUUUAACCACGUAAAGCUAAGCUAGCGACAAGAUCGGCAUACUUUCAUCCAGUCCAAAAAGCUGAGGCUUCAAACGGAAGGUCUUUGUGUUUCAUAGUUUCAAAACCUGUUGUUUAAGUGGUAAAUCAAUCCGUUUCCCAUUGAAAGGCUGUGUCCAGUUCUGACUAAAUCCUAACCCUGAGACCCUUUUACUGGCAUAAAAAGAGUAUUCUCUUGAGUGUAUUCUCAAAUACAUAUUCCAGAUAUACCGUGUAUAUAGCCUCGUAAACUUGUUUCACUUCAUGUGUUGAGCGCAGUUUACAAGGCUACUGUAAUAAUCAGACAUACCUGUGGCUCCUCUAUCACCUGCAGGCCUGCAACCCCAAAUAUCACGACUUUGACAAGACGGGCUCCAUCUGCACGGCGGAGAGCAUCAACGACACCCUGACCCAGUACCGCUGGCUAGUUAGCGCCCCCAGCGGGCCGGACGGGGUCACCUCGCCCAUGAGAGAGGUGGACACCAACACCUUCUUCACCAACACUAAGUCCAUCACCCUGGACUCCAUCUACUUCCAGGCUGGGUCGAGAGUCCAGUGUGCUGCCCGGGCGUUUAAUGCCAACGGGGAUGCUGGUCUGGAGCUGUCCAGUCCCAUCAUGGUGGUCAGCGAGGAGGAGGGUGAGUGGAGACUGGGGGAGGGGGGAGGGGAGGGGUUCAGAGUUCAGUGACAUCAACCUUCAAGACUGUUGAUGACAUCUAUUAUAUGUCAUUAUUAGGACAGAGUUACAUUAUGAUGGAGAGUUUAAGGAUGAUUGUGUUUCAGAAGUGACAAUAAUAUGUCCCGUGUGUUUGUUUAGGUCUGUGUCAGCCACGUAUCCCUGGCACGGUAGGAGCUGAGCCCUUCUCUGCUAAGAUCCGCUACACCGGCCCUGACGACCCUGACUUCCCCAACCUCAUCAAACUCACUGUCAACAUGCCACACAUGGACGGUGAGUGACAGGCUCUGUCAUGUCCUUACUUACUGGUCUAGAGUCAGUUUGAUUGUUUAGCUAACAAUCGAUGACAAUAGGACUGAGGUAAAAAGAACUGAUUCAAGAUCAAUUGUCAAAGGUGUAAAGUUACCAGGUCAUUAAAAUACCUAUAAAUGUUGCAGUUGAUUGAUGAUUAAUUGAAACCAUCUCUCUCUCACACCUCUCUUCUCUUCAGGCAUGUUACCGGUCAUCUCUACGCGGCCCCUGUCCAACUUCGAGCUGACCCUGUCUCCGGACGGCACGCGUGUGGGCAACCACCGCUGCUCCAACCUGCUGGACUUCAACGAGAUCCAGACGGGCCACGGCUUCAUCACCGACGCCACCAAGAACCCUGAGAUCAUCGGCGAGACGUCGCCCUACCAGUACAGCACCGACAUGCGCUCCACCAACAGCCUGAGGUUCUACAGGAACCUGAAUCUGGAGGCUUGUCUGUGGGAGUUUAAUAGUUACUAUGACAUGUCUGAGCUGCUCACCACCUGUGGAGGGUCUAUCGGGACGGACGGACAGGUACUGGAGAGCGAGAGAGACAUACACAUAUAUGCAUUGAUGCAAACACACACACACACACACACACACACACUGGCUGUUGUCUGUGUGUAACUCUCGAUUACUCAGUUUGCUGUUGUUGUUUCAGUAAUCUGUCAAGUUGAAAGUAGACAUUUUGAAAUUCCUUCUGUGUUAAAUUCCCUCUGUGUUAAAUUCCCUCUGCGUUAAAUUCCCUCUGCCUUAAAUUCCCUCUUUGUUAAAUUUUCUCUGCGUUAAAUUCCCUCUGCGUUAAAUUCCUUCUGCGUUAAAUUCCCUCUGUGUUACCUUUCAUGCUUGAAUGCUCUGAAGUAAUAAUAAUAAUAAUAUGCCAUUUAGCAGACGCUUUUAUCCAAAGCGACUUACAGUCAUGCGUGCAUACAUUUUUGUGUAUGGGUGGUCCCGGGGAUCGAACCCACUACCUUGGCGUUACAAGCGCCGGGCUCUACCAGUUGAGCUACAGAGGACCACAAAAGUGUGGGCGGCGCACAAUUGGCCCAGCGUCGUCCAGGGUAGGGGAGGGAAUGGCCGGCAGGGAUGUAGCUCAGUUGAUAGAGCAUGGCGUUUGCAACGCCAGGGUUGUGGGUUCGAUUCCCACGGGGGGCCAGUAUAAAAAAAUAAAAAAAAUAAAAAAAUGUAUUCACUAACUGUAAGUCGCUCUGGAUAAGAGCGUCUGCUAAAUGACUAAACAUUUAAAAAUGUAAAGUGUUCCUAUCCUCUGUUUUGUAAUGUGCUAUAUGCUGAUCCAGGUACAGUUGAAGAUGACCCUGACUAUGUAUCUCUGUGUUGCACUUCCUCUAGGUGCUGAACCUGGUCCAGUCCUACGUGACUCUGCGCGUGCCUCUGUAUGUGUCCUAUGUCUUCCACUCUCCAGUGGCCGUGGGAGGAUGGCAGCACUUUGACCUGCAGUCAGAGCUCAAGCUCACCUUUGUGUACGACACCGCCAUCUUGUGGCAGGACGGAAUUGGCAGCCCGCCGGAGGCUGAACUGCAAGGUACAGCCAAUUCUGCCCUCUGUUGGCUAUUUUAAGUGCUACAGUGAGGUGGAUGACUUGUAUUACCAGUGGUGGAAAAAGUACCUAAUCGUCAUACUUGAGUAAAAGUAAAGAUAUCUUAAUAGAAAAUGACUCAAAUAAAAGUGAAAGUCACCCAGUAAAAUACUACUUGAGUAAAAGUCUAAAAGUAUUUGGUUUUAAAUAUACAUAAGUAUCCAAAGUAAAUAUAAUUGCUAAAAUAUACUUAAGUAUCAAAAGUAAAAGUAUAAAUCCUUUCAAAUUCCUUAUAUUAAGCAAACCAGACUGCACAAUGUUAUUUUUAUGGAUAGCCAGGGGCACACAUAAUUUACAAAUGAAGCAUUUGUGUUUCGUGAGUCUGCCUGAUCAGAGGCAGUAGGGAUGACCAGGGAUGAUCUCUUGAUUAAUGUAUAAGUUGAACCAUUUUCCUGUCCUGCUAAGCAUUCAAAAUGUAACAAGUUCUUUUGGGUGUCAGGGAAAAUGUUUGGAGUAAAAUGUACAUAAUUUCUUUAGGAAUGUAGUGAAGUAAAAGUUGUCAAAAAUAUAAAUAGUAAAGUAAAGUACAGAUACCCCAAAAAAUGACUUAAGUAGUACUUUAAAGUAUUUUUACUUAAGUACAUUACACCACUGUGUAUUACUCAGUUAAUACCUGUAUAAUUAAUUGUCUGUAGGCAUAUUUAAUAUCUUUCCUAAUACAUUACGCUCAUAAGUCAACAUGUGACUACCAUACAAAUUCUGGAUGGGAGCUACAUUCUUGAUAGCACCAAUAUUGUCACACCAAGCGGCAGGUAGCCUAGCGGUUAAGAGCAUUGGGCCAGUAACAGAAAGGUCGCUGGUUUGAAUCCCCGAGCUGACUAGGUGAAAAAUAUGUAAAUGUGCCCUUGAGCAAGGCACUUACCCCUAAUUGCUCCUGUAAAUGCUCUGGAUAAGAGUAAAUGAUGUCCUUAAACGGUAACGCAUUAUAGGCCGUCUAUGGACAGUGCAUUAUUUCCCAGUGAAUGAUAGAGGUGGACAAUAACCCUGGUUUGAUGUAACUGUCUCCCGAUAGGAUCCAUGUACCCCACCAGCAUGAGGAUCAAUGAGGAGGGACGUCUGGUGGUCAACUUCAAGACUGAGGCCCGCUUCAGGGGACAGUUUGUCAUGUCCCACCCAGGUAUUACACACAAACACACAUCCGAUAGGGUGAUUGUAUAGCUUUCUCUCCUAUUAGGUUGCACUGUGACCCAGAUCCUGUACCGCUAUUAGAGUGGAACCGUCUUAGGGGUCGUUCUACCAAAUGUCAAUAUGACCUUACCCUUUUUCAGUAAGAAUCAAACUAACAUCAACAAUGGAAAAUGUGUAUACCUUACAACAAGGUGCAUUGUUUAACUAUUUAACUUACAGUCUACAGUACAACACCGGUUUUAAGAUGUUGUGUUCAUGUAUGCCCUUGACAGAUACAUAAAGGAAAGAAACACUCAACAGAAAUGUAUGUAUGAGACUAUAAAGAGGUUUGACUGUGUGUUUCCAGGAACCACUCUGUCGUCCAUGGUGAUGUGUGCUGACCUCUCUGGCCUGACCUUCACCCUGGCCCUGGUCAGGACUGAGCCCACCUACAACCAGCCCAUGCAGCAGUGGAGCUUCGUCUCUGACUUCGCUGUGAGCUACCAUCUUGAUCAUUGUAUGUCUUAAAGGUAGACUCAGCGAUAUGACGUUGCCACGAGCAGCACCGUAGAUAUUGCGAUGAGCGAGAUGCAAGACUUCGCUCCCACACUGUCACACACAGUAUCUGCGCAUGCGCACGGGUUCGCUUCACGCCGUUAGAGCGUGGUAGGUGCAUGAGCGCUCAAAGUUGUUGCGGAAAUGGACCCACUAUGCUGUUUACUUUGGGCACCUACGUCAUAUCGCUGAGUCUACCUUUAACUUUGUAUUCAUAGUGUAUGUGCUGAAGCCAACGGGUACAUGGUAAUGACAGAAGACAUACAGUAUGGAUACCAGACCAGCAGUAACUACCUUAAAUGUUUGGUGUGUUUUAAUGUUGUUGUAAUGUUGUUGUAAUGUUGUUGUAAUGUUGUUGCCUGUAGGUGCGGGACUACUCUGGUACAUACACAGUGAAGAUGAUCCCCUGCAGUGCCUCUCCCAAUGGGGAGUUCAGCAUUCCCCCUGUGUGUCACCCACGAGAACCCCUCACCUUCCACAUGGACAUCCGCUUCCAGCAGGUCAGCACCACCACCACUGCAUACCUACAGUCUCUGGCAGAAGACUAGCAUACCCAAGACCCUAAAAUCAAGAGGAAACUUUGUCAUUCACCAAUGCUGAUUUGUCUUGGUGUUUUAUGAGGCUAAAAACAAUAGUACUAGAUACUUGUUGAUUAAAUGCAUUGAGCCAAAAGUUAAAAUCUUAUCAACUCUCUUGGUGCCUGUGUUUGACCUUUGCCCUCUGACCCACCCCAGGUGAGUGACCCAGUGGCGGCUGAGUUCAGUCUGAACACCCAGAUGUUCCUGCUGUCCAAGAGGGAGCUGUGGCUGUCGGACGGAUCCAUGGGCUUCGGAGAGAGCACCGACACAGCCUUCUCAGAGGGUACUGGACUACUACUGACCUCAUAUUGACCCCUAGUGGACACUCUAGGAACCACUAUUCAACAUAUAGAUACACCACUAGUCAACAUAUACAGUCGUGGUCAAACGUUUUGAGAAUGACACAAGUAUUGGUCUUCACAAAGUUUGCUGCUUCAGUGUUUUUAAAUAUUUUUGUCAGAUGUUACUAUAGCAUACUGAAGUAUAAUUACAAGCAUUCCAUAAGUGUCAAAGGCUUUUAUUGACAAUUACAUUAAGUUUAUGCAAAGAGUCAAUAUUUGCAGUGUUGACCCUUCUUUUUCAAGACCUCUGCAAUCCGCCCUGGCAUGCUGUCAAUUAACUUCUGGGCCACAUCCUGACUGAUGGCAGCCCAUUCUUGCAUAAUCAAUGCUUGGAGUUUGUCAGAAUUUGUGGGUUUUUGUUUGUCCACCCGCCUCUUGAGGAUUGACCACAAGUUCUCGAUGGGAUUAAGGUCUGUGGAGUUUCCUGGCCAUGGACCCAAAAUGUUGAUGUUUUGUUCCCCGAGCCACUUAGUUAUCACUUUUGCCUUAUGGCAAGGUGCUCCAUCAUGGAAAAGGCAUUGUUCGUCACCAAACUGUUCUUGGAUGGUUGGGAGAAGUUGCUCUCUUGAGGAUGUGUUGGUACCAUUCUUUAUUCAUGGCUGUGUUCUUAGGCAAAAUUGUGAGUGCACCCACUCCCUUGGCUGAGAAGCAACCCCACACAUGAACGGUCUCAGGAUGCUUUACUGUUGGCAUGACACAGGACUGAUGGUAGCGCUCACCUUGUCUUCUCCUGACAAGCUUUUUUCCGGUUGCCCCAAACAAUCGGAAAGGGGAUUCAUCAGAGAAAAUGACUUUACCCCAGUCCUCAGCAGUCCAAUCCCUGUACCUUUUGCAGAAUAUCAGUCUGUCCCUGAUAUUUUUCCUGGAGAGAAGUGGCUUCCUCGCUGCCCUUCUUGACACCAGGCCAUCCUCCAAACGUCUUUGCCUCACUGUGCGUACAGAUGCACUCAUACCUGCCUGCUGCCAUUCCUGAGCAAGCGCUGCACUGGUGGUGCCCCGAUCCCGCAGCUGAAUCAACUUUAGGAGACAGUCCUGGCGCUUGCUGGACUUUCUUGGGCGCCCUGAAGCCUUCUUCACAACAAUUGAACCUCUCUCCUUGAAGUUCUUUAUGAUCCGAUAAAUGGUUGAUUUAGGUGCAAUCUUACUAGCAGCAAUAUCCUUGCCUGUGAAGCCCUUUUUGUGCAAAGCAAUGAUGACGGCACGUGUUUCCUUGCAAGUAACCAUGGUUAACAGAGGAAGAACAAUGAUUUCAAGCACCACCCUCCUUUUAAAGCUUCCAGUCUGUUAUUCUAACUUAAUCAGCAUGACAGUGAUCUCCAGCCUUGUCAUCGUCAACACUCUCACCUGUGUUAACGAGAGAAUCACUGACAUGAUGUCAGUUGGUCCUUUUGUGGCAGGGCUGAAAUGCAGUGGAAAUGUUUUUGGGGGAUUAAGUUCAUUUUCAUGGCAAAGAGGGAUUUUGCAAUUAAUUACAAUUAAUCUGAUCACUCUUCAUAACAUUCUGGAGUAUAUGCAAAUUGCCAUCAUAAAAACUGAGGCAGCAGCAAAAUUAAUAUUUGUGUCAUUCUCAAAACCUUUGACCACAACUGUACUGUAGAUACACCACUAUUCAACAUAUAUAUAGAUACACCACUAUUCAACAUAUAGAUAGAUACACCACUAGUCAACAUAUAGAUAGAUACACCACUAGUCAACAUAUAGAUAGAUACACCACUAGUCAACAUAUAGAUAGAUACACCACUAUUCAACAUAUAUAUAGAUACACCACUAGUCAACAUAUAGAUAGAUACACCACUAUUCAACAUAUAUAUAGAUACACCACUAGUCAAUAUAUACUGUAGAUACACCACUAGUCAACAUAUAGAUAGAUACACCACUAGUCAACAUAUAGAUAGAUACACCACUAGUCAACAUAUAGAUAGAUACACCACUAUUCAACAUAUAGAUAGAUACACCACUAGUCAAUAUAUACUGUAGGUACACCACUAGUCAACAUAUAUAUAGAUACACCACUAGUCAACAUAUAUAUAGAUACACCACUAGUCAACAUAUAGAUAGAUACACCACUAGUCAACAUAUAGAUAGAUACACCACUAGUCAACAUAUAGAAAGAUACACCACUAGUCAAUAUACACUGAGUGUACAAAACAUUAAGAAUACCUGCUCUUUCCAUGGCAUAGACUGAUCAGGUGAAAGCUAUGAUUCCUUGUUGAUGUCACUUGUUAAAUCCACUUCAAUCGGUGUAGAUGAAGGGGAAGAGACAGGUUAAAUAAGGAUUGUUAAGCCUUGAGACAAUUGAGACAUGGAUUGUGUAUGUGUGCCAUUCAGAGGGUGAAUGGGCAACACAAAAUAUUUAAGUGCCUUUGAACAGGGUAUGGUAGUAGGUGCCAGGGCACCGGUUUGAGUGUGUCAAGAACUGCAACGCUGCUGGGUUUUUCACGCUCAAUAGUUUGUGUAUCAAGAAUAGUCCACCACCCAAAGUACAUCCAGCCAACUUGACACAACUGUGGGAAGCAUUGGAGUCAACAUGGGCCAGCAUCCCUGUGGAACACUUUCAACACCUUGUAGAGUCCAUGCCUGAUGAAUUGAGGCUAAGGCAAAGGGGGGUGCAACUCAAUAUUAGGAAGGUGUUCCUAAUGUUUUGUACACUCACUGUAUGCUAUUAGCUGUUUUAUCUCCAAUAGAACUCAGAAAAAGCUUUCUUUCAAACUGCUUUCUGAGUUUGAAUGUAAAGAUAAUAUUCAACAGUCUAAUAACGAUUUAAUGAAGCUUUCAGUGCUUGUUGAACUGUCACAGAGCAAUGGACACCACCCUCCUCUAAUCUCUCCCUCCAAUGGACACCACCCUCCUCUAAUCUCUCCCUCCAAUGGACACCACCCUCCUCUAAUCUCUCCCUCCAGGCUCCUCUAUCUACGGCCGUGUGAUGGUGGACCCAGUCCAGAACCUGGGUGACUCCUUCUCCUGCAGUAUAGAGAAGGUGUUCCUGUGUACAGGAGCUGACGGUUACGUCCCCAAGUACAACCCCACCAACAAGGAGUAUGGCUGCCUGGCCGACGCACCUUCACUGCUCUACAGAUUCAAGAUCCUGGUGCGUACGGCAAUCACUUAACACAUGAUGCCUCCACUCAGGGGGAAAUUCCUCUGGAGUUUUGUUAUGGUCACUUUGAAUGUAGUUUGGUCAGUUUUACCAUAUUCAUUCAUUAUUAAUUUCUUACUUCAACCAUUUACAAUCAUUUGUGCUCUUGACAACACAGUACAUUUGAGCCAUACUGCUGUUAGGCUGUUUUACAUUUUUAAAUGUUGCAUAUUUAGCAGAUGCUGUUAUCCAGAAUGACUUACAGGAACAAUUAGGGUUAAGUGCCUUGCUCAAGGGCACAUCGACAGCUUUUUCACCAGGUCGGCUCGGAGAUUCGAACCAGAAACCUUUUGGUUACUGGCCCAAUGCUCUUAACCGCUAGGCUACCUACCUCUGAUCCAUAGACAUCCUAUACAAGUUAGGUUCUAUCUAUAAUGAUUUCAGUGGUCUAACCUGUGUGUUUGUUUUUUCCUCCUCCAGGACAAGGCCCAGCCAGAGACCCAGGCUACAGCGUUUGGAGAUGUGUUGUUUGAGGCCACUCUGGCCCUGGACACUCCUGGAGGCCUGCCUCUGGUCAGACAGCCUGGUUCAGACGGAUUCACCCUGUCCUCCUCACCUCUCUUCCAGGUCAGCUGACACACCCAGAGAGGCUCUCUGACUCUAUUCAUACCUAAUAUGGUCUGUAAACUGGAUACCAAUGGGAAAAUAGUCCCUGUAUGUUUGAAUGAAAUCUGGUUUCUGAAAUCUGAGUGAAAUGUGAGUCUAAUUACUUGAUAAUGGCAAAAACAUGACAAGAAUUUGAAAGGCUUCCAUUGUUAGAAAUCACACACUGAAAUGUAUAGGCCAAAGUUUUUAUCACUAACCUCAAGCUCCACUGUGUCUUGUUGUUCCAGGUGGCUGCAGGUCGGGAGUGGUUCAUCCACACAAUCUACACCGUCCGCUCCCGAGACAACGCCAACCGUGGCAUCGGCAAGCGCAGCCUGGAGUACCACCACAGCCUGUCCUCCGUGGCCGACCCUCAGCCCGACCUCCACACCUCCUCCCUGGGUCGCUACCGUCGUGCCGCCCCCGCUCCGGACCUGGCCCAGGACAUCGGUACCGACAACAACCGGGGAACCAACAUCCAGCACAUCGCUCUGGACCGCUCGGACCGCCUGGUGGUGAGCCAGCGCCAGCCAUGGGGGGGACGUGACCGGGCUGGUUCGGACCGCGACUCACCCUUCCUGGAGCGCCCCCUCCUGGAGAGUUCCGGUAGGGAGCCUGUGGACACUUCCACCCUGCCCAUGCUGGUAGGCCUGGCUGGGUUGAUCCUUCUCACCUGCCUGGUGGCCAUGGUGGUUAUCCUGCUGGUGCGGCGCAAGAGGAAGAACCAGAAGAAGAGCCAGUUCCCUCCCUACUCCACCUCGUCGUGCUCGGCCUACAGCGGAGGGAGUGGGAACAGCAGAGAGGGCAUGAUGGGUACUGGGCACAGCAGCUUGGACAGCUCCGAGGUCUAG
Molecule: messenger RNA, 29421 nt
Organism: Coregonus sp. 'balchen'
Lineage: Eukaryota; Metazoa; Chordata; Actinopteri; Salmoniformes; Salmonidae
Source: the annotation of a GenBank genome assembly